Chaetomium globosum CBS 148.51 is the source of this 405-nucleotide messenger RNA. RefSeq lists its product as uncharacterized. The record is from RefSeq and is a predicted model, not a curated record. Bases 1 to 405 code for a protein of 134 amino acids. Lineage: Eukaryota; Fungi; Ascomycota; Sordariomycetes; Sordariales; Chaetomiaceae. The transcript is spliced from 2 exons.
AUGACGGGCAAUGCCAUGCGAAUGUCGUGUGUGGUUGUGUGUUUCUGUUCACUGACCCUCGAACCCGUGGUUGGGUGGAAAUCGAUAUCCUGGGUGCUGAUCAUGGCAACUUUCGUAAGACAGAUGGAGAGUUUUGGCUGCAACAUGCCGCGAAAUUCCAAGAAGCAGACUCCAGACUCCAGAGCCACCCUCCCCUUCCGGGCAUCGCAUCCCUGUAGGCAUGCUCGGCAUGGCAUGAAGUGGUGCCGCAGAAGAAGGGGCGUUUGGGUAGAAAUCUCGGGAACCGUUGUCUCAGCAGCGACGUGGCCCGAUGUGCGGCAUCGCCAUGAUUCCACUCGAACAACAGCCCACAGAUGGGCGUGUUGGUUCCCGGCUUCGAGACAGGAGACCGGCAGUGGCCGCUGA